AUGAUGUUGGAUGUAAACGGAGACGGUGAGAACGUCGUGGUCGAGGGAGACGCGGAGAUUACAGAUGGGGAGACGACGAGGGAAGACGAAUCGACGAAUCGCGCGGACGAGAGGCGGGAGACGGAGAAGAUCAGUCUCGAUCGGGACGGCGGCGGCGGUGACGACGGUGACGAAGACGAUGAAGGGUCCGUCGAUGUCAUCGCUCCGGAGACGCCGGGUGAUCGAGAGCGCGCUCUUGGGAGAUCGGAGCGAACGCGAUCGGCGUCGACGCCGACGACUCCGUCGAGGACAGAGGCGAAGAAGAAACGCGUGGACGACGGCGAGGGCGACGACGAAGCCUUCGGUGGAUCGUCGCUUCGCGAUAAAUUCGACGCCACGUCUGCGUCCAUCGAUGACCGUGCGUCCGCGCUCGGAGAUAUCUUUGACCUACCGGGCAACGGCCUUCUCAGCCUGGAUGAGCUGAGCCGAGGCGGACACGCGACGGGAAAUUUGUCGCCGGAUGACUUGGCGUACGGGCGCGCCGGCGACGCCGCGGCGACACCGACGGGAGUGAGUAUACGCGGCGUGCUCAUCAGUGACCCGCACGUGAAUCAUCGCCUACUCGAAAUUGCGGCGAUGAAGCUCACGCCCGAUAACAACGACGCCGCCUGGCGCUUAUCGAGCGAACGUGUGAAGCGUCGAACUGAGCGACGAUCGAACGCGUUCCCGAGAUCAUAUCCCACACGCGCACCCCCUGGGCUGGACUCACCUCUGUUGUUCAAGAGAUUGGACGCCGAUGCGCUCUUCUUUACGUUUUACUUUUGCCCGACGCCGAAGAAAAAACUCUUGGCGGCGGCGGAACUCAGGGCGUCCAAUUGGAGAUUCCAUAAAGCGCUCGGAACAUGGUUCGCUCGAUUGGAGCUUCCAAAAGUAAUCAACGAGGCCGAGCGCUACGAACAGGGCUCGGUGAUUUACUUCGACCACAACAUGCAGGUGAACGAGGCAGACUCGUCGACGAACGGUUGGUGCCAGCGCUCACGCUCGGAUUUUACUUCUCGAUACGACGACUUCAUCUGA
Molecule: messenger RNA, 1056 nt
Organism: Ostreococcus tauri
Lineage: Eukaryota; Viridiplantae; Chlorophyta; Mamiellophyceae; Mamiellales; Bathycoccaceae
Product: NOT2/NOT3/NOT5
Exons: 1
Coding region: 1-1056 (351 amino acids)
Biological process (GO): regulation of DNA-templated transcription; nuclear-transcribed mRNA poly(A) tail shortening
Cellular component (GO): P-body; CCR4-NOT core complex
Source: RefSeq, a predicted model, not a curated record